UUCCCAGAUUCUCUUUCUGAGACAGAAAAACCCAGUCUUGCCCUGGUUGUCUAAGGAAGCAUAUCUGUUUCCUUUACAUACCAAGAUGUUGUCCUCUCAGGAGAGAGUACUGUUUUUCUGAAACGACUUUUAUUUUUAUUGGAGAUUCAGUGCCAUAGUUUUCCACUGUGUGGGAAGCUUACGACCACCAGGACCACAAGCUGGAACUGAAAAGUCAAGUUUCCUGAUUCAGGAGCAUUUAAAGAUCUUUAUUUUUUAUCUUCUCCUGUUUUUAUUGGAAAUCCUUCAGUGGAGGAAUGGUGAGAAAAUACCGGCUAUUUCCAGAAGCAUCCCUGGUCCAGCUGCCUCCAAAAGGUUUUUGUCAACAGUCCACAUUUGUGCAGUUACCAUGUCCUCCUCAUAGGGUAGCUCCAUCACGGCAUCAAGACCGCCAGUCCAGGGCCAAUUCAUCAGUCAUACCUUGUCAGAGAGCUUCAUCUGCACAGCUACCCUUCCCCAGUGGUCAUCCCCACCAUCCCCACCGUCCCUACCAGGAUGACCUUUUCCACUGUGACCAUCUUUACCAUCGAUCAACAGCAAUACCAUUAUCUUAUCUGAAGUAUAUGUCAUCUUCAAGCCCUAAACUACAUGGUAGUGCCCCUGUCUUCCCAGAUUUCAAGGCAAAGUCAGAGCCCCUUCGUGUAAAAUCAGAUUUUGAAACUCUACUAGACCCCAAUCAUCAGGUUGAGGAUUCAUCACACCCUUACCUGAGGGCACUGACUCCUUCAGUCAGUGAUCACUUUCCCAAGGUUUUAAAGAGCUAUGAUGAUUUGGAGGUAUCUUCAGCUGUAACUACCCCUUCCCAACUAUGCCCAUUAUCAUCUUCUUCAUCUCCAACUCCUCAAUUUCCACCAUCACUGCAGCCACCACCACUGCCACAAAAGCAAUCACCAGCACCUGCACCACCACCUCCACCUCUAUCACCACCACCACCACUACCAACAACACCCCUAUUUGGGCCCCAGCCUCAGCCUCAGACCAGAUUUCAGCCUCAGAUUCGACCUCUACAUCUUCAUUCACCUUUACCCCCACCUAAACCUCCAAUGCAACUUCCAUCUUUCAAUUUCCAGAGGACCAAGAAACAGGCUGUAGUUCCUUUCCAUGGAGCAUGUAGGGCUAAAACUGCCUGUGCAAGAACUUCAUUGCGGCCAGUAUGUCCCCAAAGUCCCUGGGCUUUUAAGAGGAAGGGAGCCUGGUUAGGAAACUAAAGCCCCAUAUCAUCAGGGUCAUCAAUUGAGGGUUGUUACUGCCAUGUUAGAAUGUUUACACCUAAACCAUAAAGCCAGGUUUAUGUCAUCUCCAUUUGAAUGCUGUUCCAGGGUCAUAGCCUUGAAAACCACCAACUUGCCCAAGAAUAAAGUAGCUAAGGCAUUGCAUCCUGACCCUCUCUGCUGGGGAUAGUUAAAAUGUUAUGAUUCUCUGAACGUUCUCCUGGACCUCAAAAUCUAACCCAAAUGACAAAGAUGCACAGAAGAACUCUCACUUCCUGUUUCAUCAAUUGCAUCUUCAAUACUUCCCAUUUACUAUACAGGGCCCCAAAUGCUUGGGCACCAUGUACAUUCAUGCAUGGACUCUGUUAUUCACAGGCACAGGUCAUCUCAUCUCCAAUUUACCACCAGGCUAGAGCAGUGGUUAUACCAUCACCAGAUUAGGAACCAUGGAAGCCUUAUCAUCCAGGCCUGGAACAUUGGGCUGAGGUCAACCUUAUAUUUUUGUUGCUGGCACAACAAAUAAUGGUUAAGGGUCCACAAGAGCCUAAUUACAAGACCAAGGAUAAAAAGUGAGCCACAGAAAUGACCUAUCAGGCUCUACCUGCAUUAGGCCUGACUGUUAAGCUGAAGUUUUCAUGGACUUCAACCACAAAGUCAUAAAUAUAUCAAUUGCCUUGGUCACCUGACUUGAAGUAAUCCUUUUUCCAAAAGCCCAAGCAUCAUGACACUAACCCUGAGUCUCUAGAGGGUCUUGAGGUAUAGGGCUUUGGUGUGUCUAGAUAGAAAUGGGGCAAAGGACUUAGAAUCUUGAUGUUACCUUAUCAGCACACACCUCAUUUGGACAUAGGGCAUAAGUUUGGGCAUGCUCUGGACACUUCAAUCCAGGCAAUUCUUUAUCUCUACUUCCUCAGUCUCCACCAUCACUGUAGCCUCUGCCAUUGCCACUGCAGGUUUCACCACCCUCUGCACUGUUGUCUGGGUUGUAUCCUUGGCCCUUGAUUAGACUUCAUCCUCAGCCUUCUCCUUUACAUCUUCAUUCAACUUUGCCUCAAUCUAAACCUCCAAAAGAACUUUCAUCUUUUAAUGCUUCAUGAUCCAAGAAACAGGCUGAGGUUUCUCAUCAUGGAGAAUGUAGGUCUAAAAUUAUAUUUGCAAUAACAACAAUUUUGCCCAAUA
Messenger RNA from Monodelphis domestica (gray short-tailed opossum), 2426 nucleotides. RefSeq lists its product as uncharacterized. The record is from RefSeq and is a predicted model, not a curated record. NCBI's taxonomy places the organism in Eukaryota, Metazoa, Chordata, Mammalia, Didelphimorphia, Didelphidae.